Molecule: messenger RNA, 3529 nt
Organism: Paramuricea clavata
Lineage: Eukaryota; Metazoa; Cnidaria; Anthozoa; Malacalcyonacea; Plexauridae
Source: the annotation of a GenBank genome assembly
ACGUAACCAAACUAAAAGAACUGCUUCAAUUUUAACCCAAGUUAUCCAGCUCUGAACAACUGGCUCAAGGUCUGGAUGAAAAAUUUAGGGGUUACAUCGCUUGAACAGUUUUAGUCGUUGUCCGACCAGUAUAGCAUUGAAAUGCAAAUUAAAGUUACAAAACGUGAUUAGUCAGCAUCAUCUUUGUAUAGCUUUAAUCACAAGACGAACGUGCAAGGGAUUGUUCCUAUCAAAAUCGUAACCAAGAAGAAAUUCUUCAAAAUGUCUAGUUGUCCUAAAGACAAGUAUUACUCGUCGUUCCUGGACACCUGUGUUGAGUGCCCAGAUCUGAUACAAAAAUGCCGCAAUGAAAGUCCUAUUGACGCGCAGUCAUGUAGCAGAUAUUGUGCAGGUAAUGUUGCGCAUACUGUUUAUAUAGUCGCUUUAUUUGAUUUACUUGAUAUUUUAUUCAACUUAUUCGUAUAAUUGACCACCAUAAACUGGAUCAAUAUAUAUUAUUUUACAUGCCAUGACUGCAUAUCUAUAUGCCGUAUUAAUUUCUUUUGAUACACGACAUGCUAUACGUCUGUGCUUACUAUGUCAGUUGGCUGUGCACGGUACAAGUAAUUAAAGCAUGUACUGUAACCUAACUUAUACAGAACAGGCAGAGUUUGAACACUGGUCUAUUUGGUAUUUUUUGUUAAGAUAUUGAUUAGAAUUUUUCGAAAACGGUAUAUUGAAGAAUUUUCGUGUUCGCUAAUGGGAUUCCCCAAAAGCCUAUAUACAGAGGGUUUCCCCCUUCCCACCAGGUUAGUCGCGGUUCAGUGAAUACGCGGAUUUCACAAUUUUCAAUACUUUAUCAAUUUCCCGUUUAUAUUCAUAAUCUUAUAAAAAACCAUCAUAUAGCUGAGUUGUGGUACAUAAGGUUACAAAGAAUUUUUUCAAUGAUGAGCAUCAAGAGAUUAUUUCACCCAUCACAUAUAGACGCGUUGAUCGUCUUCAAAAGUAGGAGAAGGACGCUUAAGGUGGCUCGAUACUAUUUUAAAAUUGGAACAUUUGUGAUUUAGGUCCGUAUUUUUGAACAGGUAUUUACUUGUUUAAUUUCCUUACUUCUUUACAAAAGAUAUCUUGUGCUUAAUGUAAAACAACAUCUAAGGAGUUUGACAUUUUUCACAAAAGUUACGCAACUGCCGUAGCUAUGACUGUAAUGACGUUUUGAUAUGGCUUACAUUUCGGGCUUUAAACAUCAGUUAACUCGUGAACGAUAUAUCAGUGACCCUUAAAUAUUAUUUCAUUAUAAAUUGAUUUCUCUUAGUAUACUCAUUUAUCUUGAUAAUAUUAAAAAUAUUAUGUUUAGCCAAAAUGUUUCAAAUUUCGUCAAUGUAAUUAUUCAUAAUAAUAUUUCUUGGUUCAACAGGCCUUUUAAAAUUAGAAAGAAAAUGCAUAUUCUAAGAAAAAUCACUUAUAUGAUUAAAAUUUCGGGCUUACUGACGUUGUUUCCGAUUUAAAUUAUUUUAGGGCCACCUACCAUCCAUUGGAUUAUGAUCCAACGCCUCCAAAUAAUAAUCCUUUCGAGUGAACACAACGAUUCCCCGGACGUGAAACCCUAUCUCAGGCUGAAUCAAUUUCAGAGUAACUUUGCUCGUUGAAAAGAGAACUCUCCCCUGCGCUCUCGCCGACAUCUCCGAGUUCGAUUGUGUUGCCUCUGGUGCAACACGGUCCCUGUUUUGGUUAGGAAAAAAUAACCCGUUUCCCUUUCGAUAGGCGAUCUACGAAUGGGAAGCUUUGUAACGGAAUUUCUAUAUCUCUUAAGAUCGACUAAUCCAUGUCCAACUGCCGUUUACAUGGAAUUAUUCUUCACUUCAGUAUUCUGAAUAUAUGCAUGCUAGUCAUAGUCCUUUUCAUCUUUCCCUCACGGCAUGUGACCGCUAUUGGGCUCGUGGGGGUCAGUGGGGGAAGGGAGGGAGAAGGGUGUGAGCUUUUAUGAAAAGUUGGGCAGUUUUAGUUUGGAAAAUGUUCUCUGUACGUUCCUCCUACAAAUUUAGGCCCGUACGCACAUGGCACUGAGUAAAGAAAGAGUAACGAUGAGUAGCAUUUCCUCACCUACUAAUUUGCUUUUUUACCUAUAGAUGAUCUGUCCAAUGUUGGUGAAGACGGUCCUUCAACAAUAUUUAUUGGCACUUUGGUCGGGCUACUGGCAUUCGUAGUUGUCAUGGUAGCCAUAGUGGGAGUCAAAUUGUACAAAAGAUAUUUUAAGCCAAGAAGAAAUGAAUUAGGUAGGAAAAUCACAGCAACUGCUCGUGUUAUUCAAAUUUAAACAAAGUUGCAAACUUUUAGAAAUGUAUUGUCUAAAUUUAGACUAUUUUUAAAAUCCACGUUCGUUGGCUUAGAAUGCAUUCGGCAUCCUAAGAAAUUCUUUUCUCUGUGCAAUUAUAUACACGUACGGACGGUGGAAAAAUACAUGGAAAGAAAAAUAGAAUUAAUGAUCAAAGAGGGCGCAAUGGUGCACAUUGUAAGCAAUUAAUUACAGCCAGAUUAAAUAUUAAGUAAUGAAUAUAUGCCAUCAACCACGAAGUUACCUUUUUAUAAGUUACUUAAUUUGCAGUUACGACAACGCCGCAACGUGGAACUCGAUAUUAUCAUCGAACAUCCUAUACUGUAUCGAAAAGCUCGAUUCAAACACAUGAAUUUCUCGUCGAUUUACCGAUCUACUAUUUCAAUCAUUUUUACUCUGUCCUCCCAACUGGGUUGACUCAAACUCCUCGCAAGAUGAUCGAGUAAUUUAGGUCAAAGGAAGCAAAAUUAGUUCGAGAUAGCGAAGAGUUUCACAGUUCAUCAGUUAUUAUUAGAGAAUGCAUGCAUGUAUUUGAUUCUGCAGCGUGAACAAUAUUACGAUUAUAAAAGAAUGCAGUUUAUAUAAGUUACCUAUACAGCACAAUUGUUAAAUAAAUUAUAAUGAUUAUAAUGUGUUUAAUGCAUAAUAUUGGACAUAUAAAAUUUGUAUCAAUGGGUCAAAGGAUCAACCACGUUCUUUAACCGAUUAAGUUGCAUUGCGCCCUAUUGCGCCCUAUUUUAUUUCUCACUUUGUCUAGCGCCAGACGAUUUUAUUCGUCAAAAGGAGAGCGCUGUAUCACGGCAAUUAUAUGAAUUACUCGCUAAAAUCCGAGUCAGUCAGAUUUGUCACUUUUCAAAUCAUACAAGUUAUCCAUGAGAUUUGUAUCCAGGAAAUUGAAUAUAGCUAUGUAUUCAAAAAUACAUUACAAAAGGAAAUAGUUUUCUUAUGGAGAUGAUGUACAGAGAUUUACUGGAACGUUGAGAAAUACAAACUUCAUUCUCCGAAUAAGAAUCACAAAAUUCGAAAACCUGUCGUUAAGUUAUUUACUCGAAGUAUCCGAUUGAAAGCAAUAAUAAUAUGUAAAAUUAUGGAAAAACAUGCAGCUUGAGGGAAAUAAUCCUUUCAAUUCUUAAAAGAAUCGAAGUUGAUGAGUUUAUGAAACAGCUUCAAAUUAUUUCCUUUUCAGUAAGAAAUAAUCGUGGCAGAAGAAUGUGA